Molecule: messenger RNA, 8865 nt
Organism: Phlebotomus argentipes
Lineage: Eukaryota; Metazoa; Arthropoda; Insecta; Diptera; Psychodidae
Gene: cher
Product: filamin-A
Exons: 18
Coding region: 857-8437 (2526 amino acids)
Biological process (GO): actin cytoskeleton organization
Molecular function (GO): actin filament binding
Source: RefSeq, a predicted model, not a curated record
UCUCUUCGCCGACAACCACACUCACGCAUUCUUUCGAUGAAAAUAUUCCUGGCCACGAUGGAUCUCGACGGAGUCUAAAAUUAGACUUGUGUCUUACUGAGUUUUUCUCCACUCGUGAGUCUAUAUAGAUGUGAAAAUUGCACUCAACAGCUUUUCUCGCUGUCGUAUUUAGAAAUUUUGUGUUUAGAAAUUUCCUGAAUAUUCACUUAAUAGCUCUCAAAGGCUUUUUAAAAUGCAUAAAGUUCCUUUGCUGCCGAUCAUUUGGUGAGCGCUAAGGGGAAACGAUGGCGAAAAUUGAAAAGUGCCGAUCACUCUUGCGGCCCUGAGCAUUUUCGGGUGCUUUUCACAACAAACCGCGAGACAGAUCAUUCAGUUGCUCGUAGAAUUUCUUGCCAAGUGAACGUCUUUCUCGUCCUCAGAAGGUUGAGUGGCGGAGAAUAUCAAAUUGAUUGCCAUUGAGGCAGGUUUAGGAGAGCCUUUUCAGCCCAAUUUCAUACACUCUGACCGCCAGCAGUGAGUGGAUUUUGGCAGUGACGACGAGAUCAUCCCUGAAAAUGUUAGAGUCCCAAUUUUGCAGCCUUUGGAGGAGUUCUGUGAUACAAGAAUAGAUUGUGAUCAGCAUUGUCUUCAUAAGAGGGCAUAAUUUUGGCAAUUUUAUAAGCACUUUGAGUCAAUCGGGACAGACUUUCCGGCGAUUUGCCGUUCCCGCGUUCUUCCCGCAAUCGAGUACGAAUUGUACGAAUGUAUUUUGUAGUUCCAGUGUGAGCGCAAUAAUUGAAAGCCACGAGACUAGAGGCAGAGGAUUGGUGUACGAGUGAGGUGUAAAAAGUGAAGAAGUCACAACCACACAGAGAAGAUGUUCGGCCGGAGUGGUAACAAUGCAGCGGCGGCUGGAGCGUCUGGUGGUGGUGGAGAGAAUGCCGGCUACUUCGGAGCGCGAGCCACGGGUCCUCCAGCAGUUGAGACUGGUCCACGCGCGCGAUCGGACAUAACUGACUACCGUGGUGUUAACUUAGCGAGCGGCGGUGCAGGUGGAUUACCCAGUGGAUACCAGACUCAGCAACCACAGCAGCAACCAGGCCAAUCUCACCUGUGCCAGCAGGAUCCACAGCAGGCUGAAUACUACGACGAAGACGAAGAGAUGGAGGCUGAGAGAGAUUUGGCCGAGGAUGCUCAGUGGAAGCGUAUUCAGCAGAACACUUUCACUCGAUGGGCCAAUGAACACCUGAAGAUCAUCGACAAGACCAUCGGGAGUUUGGAGACGGAUCUCAGUGAUGGCCUGAGAUUGAUCGCAUUGAUUGAGGUGUUGUCGCAGAAGCGUCUUCCCAAGCACAACAAACGUCCCACAUUUCGCAGUCAGAAGCUGGAAAAUGUGUCCGUGGCGCUCAAGUUUCUCGAGGAGGAAGGAAUCAAAAUUGUCAAUAUCGACUCAACGGAUAUCGUGGAUUGCAAGCUGAAGUUGAUUCUUGGACUGAUAUGGACACUCAUUCUGCACUAUUCCAUCUCGAUGCCAAUGUGGGAGGGCGAGGAUGACAGUCAGUUGAACGGAAGUGGACCGACUCCCAAGCAGCGUCUGAUGGGAUGGAUUCAGGGCAAGAUUCCAGAUCUGCCGAUUGGUAACUUCACCACGGACUGGAAUGACGGCAAAGCUGUUGGUGCUCUCGUGGACGCCGUGGCGCCGGGCUUGUGUCCUGAUUGGGAGUUGUGGGAUCCCAAGGAUGCCGCUCAGAAUGCCACAGAGGCCAUGGGACUGGCCGAUGAUUGGCUGAACGUGCGCCAGUUGAUCCGUCCGGAGGAGAUGGUGAAUCCCAAGGUGGAUGAACAGUCGAUGAUGACGUACUUGUCGCAGUAUCCCAAUGCCAAGCUGAAGACUGGAGCUCCAUUGCGUCCCAAGACGAAUCCCAACAGCAUUCCACCACCUCGGGUACGUGCCUAUGGUCCAGGAAUUGAACCGGUUGGACCUGUCGUUGGGGCUCCGGCCAACUUCACCGUGGAGACAUUCUCUGCGGGAAAGGGGGUUGUGGAUGUGACUGUUGUGGCACCAAAUGGGGCCUCCGAGAAGGCAGAUUGUCGGUACAACAAUGACAAGAACCUCACGUACUCUGUGUCUUAUGUGCCCAAAGUGGAGGGGCCGCACAAGGUGUUUGUCAAAUAUUCCGGUCGGGACAUACCCAAGAGUCCAUAUGAAGUGCGCGUGGAGGGACACGCUGGAGAUGCGAGCAAGGUCACGGCCAGUGGACCUGGACUGCAACCCGAUGGCGUGAGUGUUAAUCGCCCCACAUUCUUUGACAUCUUCACUAAGGAUGCCGGACGUGGAGUGCCAGAGGUGAUAAUUCUCGAUCCGGCGGGGCACAAGACGACAGUUCCGGCCAAAGUCAGGCAGACGUCGCCGGAUGUGUGGCGAUGCGAGUACAUGUCUGGUCAUGUGGGACUUCACUCGGUGAACAUCUUUUAUGCCGGCAAGGCCAUAAAAAAUAGUCCCUUUGGCGUUCGUGUGGCACCAGUGUCUGAUGCGCGGAAGGUACGUGCCAGCGGACGUGGUCUUCAGCCGACAGGUGUAAGAGUGGGAGAUGUGGGGGAUUUCAAGAUCUACACCGAGGGUGCUGGCGAGGGAACUCCCGAAGUGAGGAUUAUCGGACCUGGAGGAGUGAAUGAGAAUGUGUCUCUGAAGAAGCUCAAUCCAACCACUUACGAAGCGGUGUAUUUGCCGAAGAAGGAGGGCCGCUAUGUUGCGAUGGUGACUUUCAAUGGCCAGGAGAUUCCCAAGUCGCCUUUCGAGGUGAUGGUGGGUCCACACAAGAAGUCCACAAUUGUCGCAUAUGGUCCGGGACUGACGGGCGGAAUUGUGGGCUAUCCGGCAGCUUUUGUGGUGGAGACAAAUGGAGAGACAGGAGCUUUGGGCUUCAGUGUGGCUGGACCCUCUCAGGCGGAGAUUGACUGCACAGACAAUGGCGAUGGCUCGGCUCUGGUGAAAUAUCACCCAACUGCUCCGGGAGAAUAUGCUGUGCAUAUCUUGUGUGACUCUGAAGAUAUCCCCAAAAGUCCUCACAUUGCUCAGAUCAUCCCCCAGUCGGACUUCCAUCCCAACUUUGUGAAGUCCUUCGGACCUGGACUCCAAGCGAAUGGUGUGGUGACGAAUAAGCCCACAGAGUUCACAGUGGACACAAGAAAGGCUGGAUCAGCACCGUUGGAGGUGAAGGCGCAGGAUUCCAAUGGGACGCAAGUUCCUGUGAUGGUGAAGGACAGGCCAGAUGGAACAAAAGCCUGUACCUAUACUCCGAAAUCCAAUUUGCCACAUACAAUUGAAGUAAAUUAUGGUUCUGUGGCUACGCCAAACUCUCCGUAUCGUGUGUACGUAAGUGAUCCUCUGGAUCCCAGUAAAGUGGAGGUAUUGGGACCUUGGGUGGAGCCUGGUGUGAAGCCCAAUGUGCCGACUCACUUCAAUGUGGACGCCAGGAAUGCGGGAGAUGGCGAGCUGAAAGUCAAUGUGGUUCAUGAUGAGACGAAGAUGGAUGUUCCAGUGAGAAUACUAGACAAUGAGGACAACACCUACGCUGUGGAGAUUACUCCACCUCUGACUGGUUCAUACACCACCAAUUUGACUUAUGGAGGACUGAAAGUACCUGUUUCCCCGAAAGUCUUUGUCGUGAAGGCCGUGGAUGUGUCCAAGAUCAAAGUUGAUGGCUUAGAACCAACCGCUCCGGUGAAUAGCCUGCAACAAUUCCGCGUGAUCUUGUCAGAAGGUAUUGGGCGGGCGGAUCUCGCUGUGACAAUCACCAGUCCGUCAGGCAGCCGCGUAAAGGCGCAUGUUAUUCCGACUGCUGAGGGCUUCCUUGUGAAUUUCACACCCACUCAACUCGGGGAAUACUUGCUGAGUGUGAGUUUCGGCGGGACGCCAAUCACGGCGCAUCCCUUCCACUUGCAAUGUCUCUCGGGCAGUGAUUCGAAGAAGGUCACUGCCAGCGGACCCGGCUUGGAGCGCGGAAUUGUGGGACAACCGGCGGAGUUUAUGAUUGAUACACGAGGCGCAGGCCAAGGUGGCUUGGGAGUGACGGUGGAGGGUCCAUGCGAGGCUGCAAUUAACUGUCGGGACAACGGCGAUGGGACUUGCAAUGUGGCGUAUCUGCCCACGGAAAUUGGCGACUACUCCAUCAACAUCACAUUCAAUGAUCAGCACAUACGAGGCUCACCGUUUCAGGCCAUUAUCCUGCCACAGCCGAAUCUGAACAAGAUCAAAGUGUCUGGCAUUGGGAUUCAACCUCAUGGUGUCGUCAUGAAUGCCGGAACGGAUUUCACGGUGGACAUGAGCAAAGUUGGUGGUGAUGUGGACGCUAAGAAGCUGAUGUGUUCUGUCUUUGAUCCGCGUGGGAAUAUUCUGCCCAGCCAGAUUGUGCCCAGCACUUCGAAUGACACCUUCCAGAUCAUGUACACCCCAUUCGAGGCAGGAAGGCACACCAUUGAGCUACUCUAUGACAAUGUGCCAGUGCCAGGAUCACCGUUUGUUGUACACGUGAAGAGUGGUUGCGAUCCCAGUCGAUGCAGGGCAUUUGGACCGGGUCUGGAGCGAGGCUUGACAAACAAACCGUGCCAUUUCACUGUUGAGACGCGUGGUGCUGGCACUGGUGGACUCUCGUUGGCCAUCGAGGGACCCUCAGAAGCGAAGAUGACGUGUGUGGAUAAUCGCGAUGGCUCGUGCGAUGUGGAGUACACACCCACAGAGCCGGGAGAGUAUGACAUCACGAUCAGAUUUGCUGACAAGCACAUCCCUGGAUCGCCGUUCAAGGUGUUUGUCGACGAGUCUGUGGAUCCCAGCAAGGUGAAGGUGUAUGGAGCGGGCAUUGAACAUGGUGAAGUGCGCGAAGGCGUGCCAACACACUUUCUAGUCGACGUGGGAGAGGCAGGUCCUGGGAGAAUCUCCGUGAAACUCAAUGCAUCCGAUGGGAAGACUUUGGAGAAUGUGAAUGUGGAGGACAAGGGCAAUGGUCUAUAUGCUGUUCACUAUGUUCCGCCCAAAGAGGGAACAAAUCUCACGGCCAGCAUCAAGUUUGCCGACCAAGAAGUGCCUUGCAGUCCAUUCGUUAUGAGUGUCUUUCCAAAAUUCGACACGAAGAAUGUCAAAGUGUCAGGAGAUACUCUUAAGAAGGAGUUGCCUGCUUCGCUGCCGGCUAAGUUCCAGAUCGAGACGAAGAAGGCCGGUCAAGCGGACAUCAAUGUGUCGAUAAAGAAUCCGCAGGGAAAGGCUCUGGUGCCGAAGAUGGAGGAGAUCGAGGAUGGGACGUACGCUGUGACUUUUGUGCCAGACGAGUGUGGUCCGUACAAUGUUAGCAUCAAGUAUGGAGGCAAGGAUGUCAUUGGAUCGCCUUUCUUGCUGCAAGCUCAUCCCACGGGUGAGGCGAAGAAGUGCAAAAUUCCCGAGGAAAUUGUGAAGAAGGCCGAACCUGGGACGAAGAAUCACAUUCCGGUGGACGCGAGAGAAGCCGGAACAGGUGCUGUAACGUGCAAAAUUGUAUCACACACCGGAAGUGAUGUGGACAUUGAUAUUAUGGAGAAGGAUGGCUUCUUCGAUAUCUUCUACGUGCUGAGCGAUCCUGGAGACUAUGAUUUGGACAUCAAGUUUGGCGGACAGAAUAUACCCAAUGGAACUUUCUCAAUCAAGGCUGUUGAGAGCAUCCAACAGACCAGCAUCACCACCACAACAACCAGUCAUCAUCAGCAAUCUAUUGAGCAGUCACAGACGAUAAAAGUCGAACACAAGUCAGACAGUGAGCAGAUUGACGAGAAGCCUGUUCACGCUGUCAACGGAAAAUCUGACUAUAAACUCAACAGCAGCAGCAACAGUAGCACCAGCAAAUUCAGAACUAUCGCUCUCGAUAAGCUUCCUCUUCCCAGUACAGGUGGAAACGUUUUAGCCGAAGUGAAAAUGCCGUCUGGAAAUGUGGAUAAGCCGGCGAUUGAGGAUAAUCGCGAUGGCACGGUGUCCAUCAAGUACGAUCCGCGCGAAGAGGGCAUCCAUGAGCUGGCCGUGAAGUACAAUGGCGAGCAUGUGCAAGGAAGUCCCUUCAAGUUCCACGUGGACUCCAUCACGUCGGGCUACGUGACUGCCUACGGACCGGGUCUCGUUCACGGCGUGAGUGGUGAGCCAAGCAACUUCACGAUCUCGACGAAGGGCGCGGGAGCUGGUGGCUUGUCGCUGGCCGUGGAGGGUCCCAGCAAGGCGGACAUCACGUAUAAUGACAACAAGGAUGGUACAGUGUCGGUGUCUUAUCUGCCCACGGCGCCCGGCGAGUACAAGAUCUCCGUGCGAUUUGGCGACAAGAACAUCAAGGGAUCGCCAUUCUUUGCCAAGAUCACCGGCGAGGGGCGGAAGCGCAAUCAGAUCUCGGUGGGAUCGUGCUCGGAGGUGACACUGCCGGGCACCAUCACGGAUGCUGAUUUGCGGGCACUGAAUGCGUCCAUUCAGGCGCCGAGUGGCCUCGAGGAGCCGUGCUUCCUGAAGCGUCUGCCGACCGGCAACAUUGGCAUCUCCUUCACGCCGCGCGAGACUGGCGAGCACACGGUGUCGGUGAAGAGGAUGGGCAAGCACAUCACCAACAGCCCCUUCAAAGUGAAUGUGUGCGAGCGUGAGGUGGGCGACGCCAAGAAGGUGGUGGUGACGGGAAAUGGACUCAAGGAGGGCCGCACUCACGUGGAGAACAACUUCUCCGUGGACACGCGCAACGCCGGCUUCGGUGGCUUGUCGCUGUCCAUUGAGGGGCCCAGCAAGGCGGAGAUCCAGUGCAUGGACAAGGACGAUGGCACUCUCAACAUCAGCUACAAGCCCACGGAGCCCGGCUACUACAUCGUCAAUCUCAAGUUUGCCGAUCAUCACGUCACGGGAUCGCCGUUCACGGUGAAGGUGACUGGCGAGGGCAGCAACAGGCAGCGCGAGAAGAUCCAGCGCCAGAGAGACGCCGUGCCCAUCACUGAGGUUGGCAGUCAAUGCAAGCUGACGUUCAAGAUGCCCGGCAUCACGUCUUUCGAUCUGGCUUCCACGGUCACGUCGCCUGGCAACGUGAUGGAAGAUGCGAUGAUCCAAGAGGUGGAGGAUGGCCUGUAUGCAGUGCACUUUGUACCGAAAGAGUUGGGUGUGCACACGGUCUCUGUGCGCUACAAGGACAUGCACAUCCCUGGAUCACCCUUCCAAUUCACUGUGGGCCCGCUGCGUGACUCUGGGGCACAUCUCGUGAAGGCCGGCGGCGCCGGCCUGGAGCGUGGCGAGGUGGGAGUCCCGGCGGAGUUCAAUGUGUGGACACGCGAGGCGGGCGGCGGCGCUCUGGCGAUUUCCGUCGAGGGUCCCAGCAAGGCGGAGAUUGAGUUCAAGGAUCGUAAGGACGGCUCGUGCGAUGUGUCGUAUGUGGUGAGUGAGCCUGGAGAGUAUCGCGUGGGACUCAAGUUCAACGAUCGCCACAUCCCCGAUUCGCCGUACAAGGUGUACAUUUCGCCGGCGAUGGGAGAGGCGCACAAGCUCGAGGUGGCGCAAUUUCCGCAGGGCGCUGUGCAGGCGGACACGCCGGCGCAGUUCAUCGUGAGGAAGAACGGCGCCAAGGGUGAAUUGGACGCAAAGGUGCUGGCGCCAUCCAAUCAGUCCGAUGACUGCUUCAUCCAGCUCAUCGACCAGGACACCUACUCAGUGCGAUUCUACCCACGCGAGAACGGCAUCCACGCCAUUCACUGCAAGUUCAACGGCGUUCACAUCCCAGGAUCGCCGUUCCGCAUCAAGGUGGGCAAGGAUGUCGCUGAUCCGGCGGCCGUGCAUGCGUCCGGCAAUGGGCUGCACGACGUGAAAACGGGCGUGAAGACGGAUCUCAUCAUAGACACGUGCAAUGCUGGAGCCGGAACGCUUGCGGUGACGAUUGAUGGGCCGUCCAAGGUGUCCAUGGACUGCACGGAGGUCGACGAGGGCUACAAAGUGCGCUACACGCCCCUCUUGCCAGGCGACUACUACAUGUCCAUCAAGUACAACAAUAUGCACAUCGUGGGAUCGCCGUUCAAGAUUACCUGCUCAGGUGAUAAACUGGCUGAGGAAGGCGCUCAAGAGACGUCAUCAGUGAUCGUUGAGACGGUGCCUAAGGUGUCCAAGGGCGGCAAGGUGGCCGGCCCCAUUCUGCCCAUCUUCCGCUCGGACGCCUCCAAAGUGCAGUCCAAGGGCAUGGGCCUGAAGAAGGCUUAUCUGGGCAAGCAGAACCAGUUCACGAUCAACGCAACUGACGCGGGCAACAACAUCCUGUUUGUGGGCGUGUACGGGCCGAAGGGGCCCUGCGAGGAGGUGUACAUCAAGCACACGGGCCGUAAUACGUACACGGUGAACUAUGUGGUGCGCGAGCGCGGCGAUUACAUCGCCAUCAUCAAGUGGGGCGACGAUCACAUCCCUGGGUCGCCCUUCAAGGUGGAGGUAUAGGAGGAGGACGAGCAUCAGCCAAGAGAGACACCCUUUGCACACUUAAGAGAGACAUUAAUCAUCGAAUAUAUUCGUUCCUUUUUGACCCCCUCCACAUCCCUUGUUCUAAGCCACUCUCUCCGCAAAGUGCGCGCACGCGACGGGAAAAGAGGCGCGCAAGAGAUUCUCGAAUGAUCUUCAAUCUCUAUUACACACUUUUGCAUAUCACAAGACUCAAAGAGAUGAUCAACCUCUUCUUCUGGCUUUUGGCAGUCUCGCGUGAGAGAGAGAGAGAGAGGAUAAUUGCAAUUGAGGAAAAAUUAAUGAUAGUGUUUUAAGUGACAUACAAUUUAGUGCCCACUUCCUUUAUACAUUUAAGAUUGUAAUUUACAGCAAAUUUAUUGUAUUAUUGUAACUUCUAGGAGGAGAAUAAAUUUAUUAAAAGUUUA